UCUUUGUCCUCCGCCGGCACGCUAGAGACGAGUAUGCGCGCGCCCGCGUGUUGGCGUGCCCGUGUGCGCGCGCCCCCAGCUACGCCGGAAUCCCGAGGAACAGCCCGCACCUCACCGAGGCCUGCGGGCGUCCAGUCACGUGGCUUCCGACUUGUUGUCUGAGCUUGAGUUUUGAAGGCGGAGCUCUCCUGCAUCUCUGGAUGUCUUUGGCUGCCAGCCUAGCUCCGUCCCCGCUGAAGGGCUGGGACCCCAUGGCUGGAGAGGAGUGUGUGAUAACUUGAAACUGAGUGGAGCCACGGGAUAAUGAUGAAAGUUGCCGCUUGCUUCUGAGGAUAAACGUGAGAGCUGUCACAAGGAGAGCUGCCCUGUAAAAGGAAACUACUAAGGAAUUCAUUCUCAGUGGAAAAGAUCUAGCUGAGACCUGACACCAGAGCUUCGGGACAGAAGCAGAACAGACGCAGGAUAGAACAGAUCUCAGACUUGCAAAUCAUACUGCACAGGCAUCAGAAAAUGACCAUGUUACAGGGGUCCUUCUCAUUUGAAGAUUUAUCUGUGGACUUCACCCAGACGGAGUGGCAGUUACUGGACCACUCUCAGAAGGACCUGUACAAGGAUGUCAUGUUGGAGAACUACAGCAGCUUAGUGUCACUGGGGUAUGAACUUAGGAAACCUGAUGUCAUCUUCAAGUUGGAGCAAGGAGAAGAGCCGUGGAGAGGAGAUGGAGAUACUCCAAGUUCAGACUCUCCAGAACAAGUCUUGCAAGUAAAUGGUCACAUGAUUUGGCCACAGGAUAACCAAGAGAAGCUUAAAAAUAUGAAACAAAAUCAUGACUAUGAUGCAUUUGGAAAACAUUUCAAUGUGAGCAUGAACUUUGUUCCUUUAAGGAAAUCAAACAAUGAAUGUGCCAUAAAUGGAUUACUUUUUAACCAUCAUUUAGAUUUACUUAUUCCAAAAGCAGAUUAUGGAAGAAUGGAACCAGAUGACUUAAAUGUAUUUGAUGAAUUGUUUCUCCAUACCAAGCCUGAGGAAACCGAUACUUGGUUAAGGUACUACGAAUGUGAUAAGUAUGAUAAAGUUAGCUCUAAGAAGUCACAGAUCAUAAUUUAUCACAGAACUCGAUCAGGGGAGAAACUCUAUGAAUGCAGUGAGUGUAGGAAACGCUUCAAUAAGAAGUCAAGUCUCAUGAAACAUCAGAGCAAACACUGGAGAGAAACAGCCUUUGGCUGUGGUAAGUGUGGCGGAACCUUUCCGCAGAAGGCACAGUUUAUCACGCAUCACAGAAUUCACACAGGUGAGAAACCGUAUAAUUGUAGCCAGUGUGGGAAGGCCUUCUCCCAAAAGUCACAGCUUACAUCCCAUCAGAGGACACACACGGGAGAGAAACCGUAUGAGUGUGGUGAAUGUGGGAAGGCCUUCUCCCGGAAGUCACACCUUAUAUCACAUUGGAGGACACACACAGGAGAAAAACCCUAUGGAUGCAGUGAGUGUGGGAGGGCCUUCAGUGAAAAGUCAAAUCUCAUCAACCAUCAGAGGAUUCACACAGGAGAGAAACCUUUUGGAUGCAGAGAAUGUGGGAAGGCCUUCAGCAGGAAGUCUCAACUUGUUACCCAUCAUAGGACUCACACAGGAACCAAACCCUAUGGGUGUAGUAACUGUAGAAAAGCCUUCUUUGAGAAAUCAGAGCUUGUUAGACAUCAGACGAUUCAUACAGGAGAGAGACCCUAUGAGUGCAGCGAAUGUCAAAAAGCCUUCAGAGAGAGGUCAAGUCUCGUGAACCAUCAGAGAACCCAUACAGGAGAGAAACCUCAUGGAUGCAUUCAGUGUGGGAAGGCCUUUUCCCAGAAGUCACAUCUCAUAUCACAUCAGAUGACACACACAGGAGAGAAACCCUUUGUGUGCAGUAAAUGCAGGAAAGCCUUCAGCAGGAAAUCCCAGCUUGUUAGACACCAGAGGACUCACACGGGAGAAAAACCGUAUGAAUGCAGGGACUGCGGGAAAGCCUUCAGUGAAAAGUUAAGCCUCACUAAUCACCAGAGGAUUCAUACAGGAGAGAAACCCUAUGUGUGCAGUGAAUGUGGGAAAGCUUUUUGUCAGAAGUCACAUCUUAUAUCACAUCAGAGGACACAUACAGGAGAGAAACCCUUUGAAUGCAAUGAAUGUGGGAAGGCCUUUGGUGAGAAGUCAAGUCUUGCAACGCAUCAGAGAACUCAUACAGGAGAAAAACCCUAUGAAUGCAGGGAUUGUGAAAAAGCCUUCUCCCAGAAGUCACAGCUCAACACUCACCAGAGAAUUCAUACAGGUGAGAAACCGUAUGAAUGCAGUCUUUGUAGGAAAGCUUUCUUUGAGAAAUCAGAGCUAAUUAGACACCAGAGAACUCAUACAGGAGAAAAACCUUAUGAAUGCAAUGAAUGUAGAAAAGCCUUCAGAGAGAAGUCAAGUCUCAUCAAUCAUCAGAGGAUACACACAGGAGAGAAGCCCUUUGAAUGCAGUGAAUGUGGCAAAGCGUUCUCCCGGAAGUCACACCUCAUACCACACCAGAGGACACACACAGGAGAGAGGCCCUAUGGAUGCAGUGAAUGUAGGAAGGCUUUCUCUCAGAAGUCACAGCUUGUUAAUCACCAGCGAAUUCAUACUGGAGAGAAACCUUAUCAGUGCAGUGAAUGUGGGAAGGCCUUCUCCCAAAGGUCACAGCUCAUUAAUCACCAGAGAACUCAUACAGUAAAGAAAUCCUAGGAAUGGAGUAAAUAUUAGUCUUUCACAGAGGUCUUACGUCACUGUACUUCAGGAAAUGCACUCCCAGUAAACGUUAGGUACUUAAAUCACAUAUGUCUGAAUACUCAUGGAAAUUCUGAAUGAGGUUAUGUAGGGAAAACUUUCAGCAGAUUAACAUGUUUACACAUCAGCAUUCUUAGGGAAGAAUGAGCCUAUGAAGUACAGGGGGUUUCAGAAACCUAUCAAACUUCAUACAGUAGAAAACAGCAAAGAGGAAUACUGUGGAUAUCAGAAAGCCUUCCAGAGGUCAAGUCCUAUUAGCUGAUGGAAGUACUCCCACUGGGAUAAAUGCUAGUCCAGUGAGUGGAGGAAAACCCGUGAAUGCAGCAAGUGAGAAUAUUUUCAAGAAAUGAAAGCUUGUUUGUACAUAGGAAAAUAUCUUCAGGAAUGAAAUCCUAUGAAAAUACUAAAUACAGAACAAUUGUCAGCAAGUUGUCCAACUAUAUUAUAUUUUGGAGAAUUCAUAUUGUGGGUAAACCUAACAAAGACAUCGGAAAUAAUGUGUCCCUAUAGAAACAUUGCUGUAAAGAGAAACCACACACUUUUUAUAGACCUGGGUAUACCAAAAAUACCCAGUUCUCCAUGGCUGAUGUUCACUCUGAAGUAUGAAAAUUUAAAAAUAUGUGAAUAAAUUGAAUCAUUGAAACAUCUAAGGAAAAAAUUUCUCAUUGGUAUGGCUUAUUUUCCUGUGUCACGUGAUGUGUUUUAUAUUUUGGAAUUGCUUAUGAUAAUGUAAUUGGGAACAUGAAAUGCACAUGCCUUGCCUUGUAGUGCCUCCAAUGUCUGUCAAGACACACCAUAUGUCACUGAUUUUUCUAUUUUAAUGAGACUAUAAAAAUGGUAGCUAAUAUGUUGUUGCUAAGUAAAUAGCUCGUUUCCUUAUGAUUUGUCAGCUUAUAAAAGCCAACAUUAUAUAAAGUCCUUGACAUCCUCAGAGCCUGAAAAACAGUUUAUAAAAUAAACCUUGUUGAUAAGUAUGCAAAAGCAGUAGCCAUAGAAUAGCUGCAGUAAUUCAUGAUAAAUAGUGAGCAAAAGAAAGGAGGUGUGCAAACUGGAUUACUCUGCACCCAAACUAAAUGGCAGUAAUGCUGUGCAACAAACUUAUCUCAUUUAGUGAGAUUCCCCCAUGCAUCAAGUGUAUCUACAUCUUAAGUGCUAUGUAACCCAGGUACAACUGGUAAUAUUUUAAUUUGCUCUGAUGAAGUGUGGAGGUGGUAUGCUUCUAUUAUGUUUUUGGUAUUUCAUAAAGAAUCUUGUAAAAAAUGAGAUGGAGAAACCAAUUAUUUAAGUCACUUCAGAAAGUAUAAAAUAGAGAAUUUUGUGGUGAGAAAUAUAUUUUUGAUGUUUUCAAGGAGGCCUGUUUUGCUUUCCUGCAAAUUUCUGUGAUUAAUGGAUAAGUAUUAGGAAAGAAUAUGUUCAUUAUUUCAUCAUGUGAAAUAUUUGUGUUCACCUUCCUACACUAGUGGCAUCAUCCAUGUGGGAAACUUCCCAUUGUAAAUGUCCCAUUACGUAAGUAUGGUUACCUUUGAAAAUGGAUGAACCAUUUCUUAGCUUAGUUAGAAUUUUGUAGUGAUCUCUUUAUAAUGUUUGACAGAGUCAACAGUAUAUUUUGUAUAAUGGUGAAAAUGAGAGAAGUGCAACAUUGACCUUGUAUCCAAAUCAAGACUUCUCUCAUGCACAGGGUGUUUUUUGAGUACAGUGUAUUGCAUGGGCAACUCUAGCAGUGAUUUUUCUUUUACCAAUUUUACAUCAUUGUUGAAAAAUUGGGACUUAAAUUAGAGUAAUUUCUAACCCACUGUGGCAGAAUUUCAACGUCCAGGUAAUCCUGUCUUUCCAUGUGGUAAUUUUAAGAGCAUCCAAUUUCUCAAGUUUUUAUUCAUGCUCAAAUUCAUAGACUUCCUACUUUUCACCUGAAGGUCAUUUUACCAAAUAAGGGAAACAGACUGUAAAUAAAGAAGAAAUUAAAGGGUGAUGUUUUACUUUAUGUUUUCUAUCAAUUAUGAUUCUCUUCCCUAGUCCCAGAGAUUGGUUCAUUAGGUCUUCAGCUCAGAAGUCUAAAAUUUUCUAAUUUUGCUUCCUUCAAUUCUAGAUUAUUUCCUUGACUUUUCAGCACUAUUCCCUUCAAUUCUAGAUUAUUUCCUUAACUGUUAGCUACUAUUAUUCCUAAACCUAAACCUAGUACUUCAUUCUGCAUGACCCUAUUGAUUUAAUACCCAAGAGUGAAAUUUUUUUCUAAGGGUCAGGUGUAAGUCACAAGGCUUAUGCCGGCAAGAGAAGUCUAGUUAUCAGAUUAACUGAUGUGGCGACCCAAAUAUGUAGAACUCACUGGGAGCUUCCACUGUUGUAACGUAUCAAGAGAGGGCUGUGAGUCUGAAACUAGAGAUUUGUAGUGUUCAUUAAAAAUGUUAACCUUUGUAAACCCCACAUCAAGGAGAAAGUCAGUUUUAAAAUUAGACCAGGUUUACUUAUGGUUUCUUGAAGCACAGUAAGUUACAUUGAGAGGAAAUCUAAUAUAGAAGCAUCACUUUUCCUUUCUUUGGGUGCCAUCCAGGUUCUAACACUGGCCUAGAGACAGUCCUGCAAACGACAGUUUGUGUUGUUUUCCUAAGUAAUGGGCCUGUUGGAGGUCCAGUUUAUGAAUUUUGAGACCUGUCCCAGGAGUGCCUUAUGUUUAGCUUUUCUUUGUGGGCUUUCAUAGUCUGACAGUUACUUGGUUUCAGUAGCAUCACUUGUAGAACCCAGAGAUGAAUUCAAAGACUUCCCGAUUUAUCAUAUGUAUUACAGCAGAACAGAGACCAAUGGGCACUGGAAUUUACAUCUGAUCACUUAUUCCAGCAGUGUAUGUCCUGGCUGUCAAUUUCAGUGGGCUCAUUCAUCUACAGAUAUGGUACCAACAUGUGUUCAGAUGCUCAGCACCUAAUCCUGGCCACAAUGCUGAUAAACUAACAACCAUGACCCUUGCAGCUGUAUGCAUAUUUUUUGCACUUUGCUCUUACUCUUCUUUAAUCCAUUUUUCACAUUUACACAUAGUAGUUACCUUAAGAUGCAGUCCUGAUUACACACUUGAGUGAGAGAUGUGGCUAAUUGUGGAAUUUCCUUAGGGUAUGCGGGGACUUCAUACAAAUCCAUGCCUGUCCAUUGUUUCUGAGUAUUUCGUCCUGCACAAUAAUACUUUGGCCUCCUUGAACUAUUUUCAGUUCCUUGAGGUUUCUAUAAUCUCUCAUUUUAGGCUUUUUGUAGAUCAACUGCCUCCAAAAUGCCUUUGUUCCUUGUUAAUGACUGUGGCCUAUAUGGACCUGUGCAUGUAUUCAUCACUGUGAUAAUAUAACUAUUGCAUGCUUUAUCUUUUACAUUAGAAGGUUUCUGGAAAGAUGGGACUCUCGUUUUCUACGUAAUUGUAGCAACUGAAGCUGUAAUACAUAAAUGUGAGUGCUGUCAGUGGUAGGGUUUUCUACUACAUAGUGAAGCAUAGUCUACGAUGAGAAAGAAGAAUGCAGCCAUCAUGGAAGCCGUCAAGGCACAGUCCUGAUUGAGUCUCAGCAUCUGGUUCUUGUCUUGAUGUCCAGAGUCAUCUCUGCCCUUUUUCAGGCCUUGAUUGUUUCUGUGGGGUAUCCCAAAUACCCACCUAAUAAAUCCCCAUGAUUGCUUC
Molecule: messenger RNA, 6421 nt
Organism: Manis javanica (Malayan pangolin)
Lineage: Eukaryota; Metazoa; Chordata; Mammalia; Pholidota; Manidae
Gene: ZNF84
Product: zinc finger protein 84
Biological process (GO): regulation of DNA-templated transcription
Source: RefSeq, a predicted model, not a curated record